GGUAUGGGUGGAGGUAUGGGAAUGGGAGGAGGUAUGGGAAUGGGAGGAGGUAUGGGAAUGGGAGGAGGUAUGGAUGGGAUGAUGGGAGAUAUGGGCCGAGGCCAGAAUAAUGUUGUCCUCCUAGUCUCAAAUCUUCCGGACGAGGUCGCCACUUGUGAUUUGGUAUUUAACAUGUUGGGAGCAUACGGAGAUGUGGUUUGCGUAAAGAUUUUGCGUAACAAAAGGGACUGUGCGCUGGUACAGAUGGCAAAACCGCAUCAUGCUCAACAGGUUCGGAACUACCUUGACCAAGCUAAGAUUGGUGGGAAGAAGUUGUGUAUUUCCAACAGUAGAGUAGACAGCCUCCUUAACAAGAGGCUGAUAGAGGACGAGGGACUUCAGAAGGAUUAUUCAAAUUCAAGGCAGCACAGAUUCAGGAAUCAGGGGCAAGCAAUGAAGAUCCAGAGGAACCUGGGGCCACCAACCUCUGUUCUUCAUGUAGCUAAUAUACCUGAUGGAUACUCACAUCUAGAUAUCAAGAGCGGAUGAAGCGUUGAUGGCCUUGGCAGCAAUGCAUAAUUAUGCUCCUGACGAUUUAAAGUUUAAGAACACUAACGGUUUGUGUGUCUCGUUCAGUAAGACUGCCAACAAGAGUGUUCAUCAAGAGUAAAGACAAGAACAACAAGAUUGCUGCGAACUAAAGUUUGAACGGAUUGGGUCUUAAAGUUUAAUAUUAUCGCAUUAAAUUGUUACACCUUAAAACCUCGUGUUAUGUCCUUGUUAUUGUACAAUCCCUUAUUAUUAUUAAUGGUCGCCUUUUCUUUUUUGUGAUUGUAUGACAUAAAUUACAAAUAAAAUUAUGUUCUUUUU
Eurytemora carolleeae is the source of this 849-nucleotide messenger RNA. RefSeq names its product polypyrimidine tract-binding protein 2. Gene Ontology annotation, molecular function: mRNA binding. Gene Ontology annotation, biological process: regulation of RNA splicing. The record is from RefSeq and is a predicted model, not a curated record. Lineage: Eukaryota; Metazoa; Arthropoda; Copepoda; Calanoida; Temoridae. Gene Ontology annotation, cellular component: nucleus.